Molecule: messenger RNA, 1152 nt
Organism: Cadophora gregata
Lineage: Eukaryota; Fungi; Ascomycota; Leotiomycetes; Helotiales; Ploettnerulaceae
Exons: 2
Coding region: 1-1152 (383 amino acids)
Biological process (GO): transmembrane transport
Source: RefSeq, a predicted model, not a curated record
AUGCCCUCGGCCCUCAUCAACAAUGCCUCUCCACCCGCGAUGCUCAAGGACAAAUCACGAGAGAUGGACGCAGUAGUGGAAGCCCGCAGGAAGGAGCCGGCGGUCUGCCCGACAGACGACGAUGCCAUUGCACCGAAGAAGAGACACCAUAAACAAAGUUUUGAUUACAUAUGGCGGACGGGCGUUGCAGGAGGAUUGGCGGGGAGUGCGGCCAAAACUCUAGUCGCCCCACUCGACCGAGUCAAAAUCCUCUUCCAAGCCUCGAAUCCCCAAUUCGCAAAGUACACUGGCAGCUGGUUUGGCGUAGUGACCGCCAUGAAAGACAUUUACAAAGACGAAGGCGCACGCGGUCUCUUUCGCGGGCAUUCCGCAACAAUCCUCCGUAUUUUCCCCUACGCAGCCAUAAAAUUCCUAGCCUACGAGCAAAUCCGGUCCGUCAUGAUCCACUCCCCAUCGCAAGAAACGCCUCUACGAAGACUGCUAUCCGGCUCAAUGGCCGGCGUCACAAGCGUCUUCUUCACAUACCCAUUAGAAGUCAUCCGGGUACGGUUGGCCUUCGAAACCAAGCGCGAUUCACGGUCCUCCCUAUCCGAUAUCUGUAAACGCAUAUACAACGAAGCGCCUCCUCCGAGUACGAGACCGAUAACUGCGCUCCCGACUGUGGUCUCAGAUGCCGUGCAAGCAGUUGCGCCUCGUGCGGGCCUAGCGAACUUCUACCGUGGAUUCAGUGCCACAAUUUUAGGCAUGCUGCCAUAUGCAGGAAUGUCCUUCCUCACGCAUGACACCGCCGGCGAUGUCCUCCGGUAUCCUGUAUUUGCAAAAUACACCACUCUCCCCAAACCCGCCAAUUCUCCCGAGAAUAAGCCCCCUCCCUUGCGUUCUUGGGCAGAGCUCUUUGCGGGCGGUAUCGCAGGUCUAGUUUCGCAGACUUCAGCAUAUCCGCUUGAAGUCAUUAGGAGGAGAAUGCAGGUUGGUGGUGCGGUGGGUGAUGGCCAUAGAUUGAAUAUUGGGGAGACAGCGAGACUGAUCGUGAGGGAGCGGGGCGUUAUGGGCUUUUGGAUAGGCUUGAGUAUUGGGUAUGUGAAGGUUGUGCCCAUGGUCGCAGUGAGCUUUUAUGUUUAUGAGAGAGGCAAGACCUGGUUGGGUAUUUAG